Molecule: messenger RNA, 1709 nt
Organism: Brachypodium distachyon (stiff brome)
Lineage: Eukaryota; Viridiplantae; Streptophyta; Magnoliopsida; Poales; Poaceae
Exons: 7
Coding region: 118-1293 (391 amino acids)
Source: RefSeq, a predicted model, not a curated record
GUUAUUCACAAAAGAAAGUGACUAAAACAUAAAGUGCUCCUCUCCUCCGCUCCACAGUAGCCCAACGGCCCACCGCCGCCGAGGGAAGCUUCAUCACUCCUCUCCUCCGCCGGUCCCAUGGCGAUCUCCAGGCCCCGAAGCCGUGCCAUCCCCCUCCCCCCGCUUCUCCUGCUCAUCCUCCUCGCCCCUCUAAUCUACUCCCUUUCCAGGCUGCGGUUGAGCUGGGCGACGAACCGGGACCUGAACCUUCCCCUUCCUGCUGCGCUGAAUCGGCCUGAUCGCCUCGUGCUUGGCCCCGCUGCCGGCCAGGGCCGCCCCGACCGCCUACAGUGCCAAGGACUUAAAGCUGUGAACAAGAUCAUUUUAUCAAGUGAAACAACACAUUAUGGAGAACGUGUUUCUUUUGUCACAGUAUUCACAACCUACAAUUCUGACCCAGAUAAAGCUAGCAAAAUGUCAUCUGGUCUUGUAACUGUUGGAAAUCAUUCUUACAGCAAGGUCGAAAGGUCCAUUGCCGUUCUUAACACUUUCAUCAGUUUCAUACAGGUGUCAAUGCCAAGAAGCAAUGUGAUAAUAUUAACUGAUCCUAAAUCAAAUUUGUCAAUAGAUCAAGGGAAUGCUGUAAUUCUGCCUAUUGAAGGAAAUUAUUCUCGAGGAAAUUUGAUGCUUCAGAGAAUCAAGUCCUACAUUGCAUUUCUAGAGCUAAAAUUUGUGGAGCUUCAGAGAGUGGACAGGUUUACUCAUUUUGUUUUCACUGAUUCUGAUAUAGCAGUGGUUGAGGGUCUUGGACACAUCUUCAAGAGAUAUCCUCAUUGUCACCUUGCUCUUACUUUUCGUAAUAACAACGGCCAACCUUUGAACUCUGGGUUUGUAGCGGUCAGAGGGACUAGUGAUGGCAUUUCCAAGGCUACGGAAUUCUUCAAAGAAGUCCUCAAAGCAUACAACUCAAAAUAUAUGAAGGCUUCCCGCAUGCUGGGUGAUCAGUUAGCACUGGCAUGGGUAGUGAAGUCUUAUCUGCCAUCUGCUUUUGGAAAAUUUUCUAGGCAUGAGGAAUUUACAGGUGAAGUCAAUGGAGCAUCUAUUCUAUUUUUGCCUUGUGCAGUUUAUAAUUGGACUCCACCUGAGGGCGCUGGACAGUUUCAUGGUAUGCCCUUGGAUGUUAAGGUCAUCCAUUUCAAAGGUUCAAGAAAGCGUUUGAUGCUCGAGGCAUGGAAUUUCUACAACUCGACCUCUCACUUGUCUGAUAUGCUGUGCCUAAUCUUGAAGAGCGGCAGAACGAAAUAUGACUUCUGAACCUUUGCUCCACAAUGAAGCUCCAGACUUUUGCGCAGCAAUGAACCUGUGCUGGCACAAUUAUUAUAAUACAUCACAGGCAUUCAGGUGGUAUACAAUGGAACACGGCGAGUGUUUGCUCAGGCACACGCGGACUUUGGGAGAUUGGUGUGAAGCAAGAGUGCCCCCGUACAAAUAGCACAGGAUAGUAGAUAGCAGGGUGAUCAUGUAGGAAAUCACCAGUUGUUUUGGUGCUCCUUUUGAUAGGUCUGAUAGCCUUCAUGUACCAACUUGUUUUUUUCCCGUCCAAUGUAUUAGCAAAUUAGGAUGAUUGGUUCUUAAAUUAGAAAUGGAUUAUCAGCUCGUACGAUGUAUGGCCAUCGAUUCUGCCAGAGUAGUUUUGUUGGGUUUAAAUGAGAUUCUCAUGGCUUGCUGUA